AGGCAGGCAAAACUCACCAGCCAGCAAUCAUGGAUAAUAAGGAUUUUACAAACGUUUAUCAAAAUGUUAAUACCAGUAUCUAUGGGAUUCCAGAGUCUGAGGACGACAAAGGGAAUCAUCUUUAUGAUCAUGUCCGUGAAGAUCUAGCAUCUCCUUCUUCUACAACUACCAAUGCAGAGAGCAUGGACUUUGGUCUAGAGAGCCCAGAAGACAGCCGCAGUAAUUCUGUGGCCUCUCAGCAUGGGCUCGAUGGGGAGGACGGUUCUUCUUCAUCUCACCAUGGUGCUGAAGACUACCAGGAGGAGAUGGAACUGAUGAGCCCAACUCAGGAAGAUAAACAUGUAGGGGGCAUGAUGUUUGAGAACAGCAUGCUUUCUCCUACUGGUUUCCAUGUGACCUCUCAGCGUGAUUUUGAUGGGGAGGAUGGUUCUUCUUUUCACCGUAAUGCUGAGGAAGACCACCAGAACCAGGAGAAGAUGGAUCUGAUGAGCCCAAGUCAGGAAGAUAAACAUGUUGGGAACAUGAUGUUUGACAACAGUCCUCCUACAGUUUUCCAGCUGCAUCGGAGCCAGAGCACUUCUUCCAACUCUCCAACUUCCAUCAAGUUCCCCCUGAACAAUAACUUUGGAGAAACGGACAACUUUCAGGAGGACUAUGAGAUAUACAUGUUUGUAAAGGCUGGUAUAGAUGGAGAAAGCAUUGGGAACUGUCCAUUCUCCCAACGCCUCUUCAUGAUCCUCUGGCUCAAAGGAGUUGUGUUCAAUGUCACCACUGUUGACCUGAAAAGAAAGCCAGCUGAUCUACACAAUCUGGCUCCUGGGACCCACCCACCUUUCUUGACUUUUAAUGGAGAAGUCAAAACAGAUGUUAACAAGAUUGAGGAAUUCUUGGAAGAGACUCUUGCACCUCCAAAGUAUCCCAAGCUCGCUGCCAAGCACCGGGAAUCAAACACUGCUGGAAUAGAUAUCUUCUCCAAAUUUUCUGCAUAUAUAAAAAAUACCAAACAGCAGGAUAAUGCUGCCCUUGAAAAAGGUUUGGUGAAAGCUUUGAAGAAGCUGGAUGACUAUCUGAGAACCCCUCUGCCUGAGGAGAUCGAUGCAAACAGUACUGAAGAGGAGAAGGUGUCUAAACGCAAAUUUCUGGAUGGUGAUGACCUGACUCUAGCUGACUGCAACCUUCUGCCCAAACUCCAUGUUGUUAAGAUCGUUGCAAAGAAAUACCGCAACUUUGAGUUCCCAACAGAGAUGACGGGGCUAUGGCGGUACCUGAAGAAUGCUUAUGCCAGGGAUGAAUUCACCAAUACCUGUGCUGCAGACAAAGAAAUUGAGCAAGCCUAUGCAGAUGUGGCCAAGCGGCUCAGCAAAUCCUAACUGACCUCAGCACAGGCUCUAUAUCCCUGAGGGAUCCCCAUCCUACAGACUCUUCUCCUUGAUGCCUUAAGAUAUACUUAUGAUUGUGCUGUCUGGUUGGCAUCCAUAUGAUUCCACCUGUUAAAAGUAUAUUGAUCCAGGACAAAUUUGCUUCUCCCUGGAGAAAGCAAAGGCAACUCUAGUGGAGGGGUGUAGAAACCCUUUCAAAUCUGAACCUAAGAUCUAGCACGACUAGUAUUAUUCACAAUCAGUAUUGGAAAUGAGUCCUCCUUAUUAGUUUCUUGUUUCAUGCUGGAGUAUCUCACCACCUGUUUUAUUUGGAGUUUUAAAAAUAAGAUAUUAGCUGAAAUUUCAGAUAAGUCAGUUAGGAACAUAUCGAACUGAUUCUUCUCUAGGUUAUUUCAAGGAUGUCCUUUUCUAGUGUGAUAUAUCCACUGCUACUGGGAUCCUUGAGGCAGGAGCAAAAUAUGAGUGAGGGCAAAAAAGAGUUUGACCCUAAAGGAGACAUGCUCUUAGCACUUAUAUUUAAAAACCUCUCUGAAUGCAUCUUCUGUCUUAGCAGGCCCAGGAGUUUAAAAGGUAUUUAUUUUUAAUUUGGCACAAGUGGGGAAAGCCUGAAUGAAUAUGCCAGAUUUGCAGAUGCUACUUUGCAUAAAAUUUACAUGUUGCUUUUGGAUCCAAACAUUUAGAGGAAAAGAGAGUGAACAUUUGAGCGAGUAGCCCUUGGAAGAGGGGUGCUAAUAUCCCCAGUAAAUCUGCAAGUUGGUAGAGACGCUGAGCUACCACAAUAACGGGGGCAGGGUAUUGACUCAAGUGAAUAGGCUGCAUCUGCACAGCUAACCCAGCCAUGUAAAAUAUUGUCAUCUUAACUGUGUAAUUGCCAGUUCUUUUGUAUUGCUCUCUUGGGAAACUUGGAUGGCAGGAGAAAUCUGUUGCUGCGUACAAAUUCCAGACAGGGGAAGCACUCUCUCCCGCUUUGCUCUCCAGAUGGGUCAUUUUCAAGCACUCAUCUUCCUUUCCAGGGAGCAUUUUGCUCUGCGAGUCUCAAGGAGGGCAGGCUAAAACAAAGAGAAGCACAUUCCCGGUCAGAUAUUUGGCAGAUACACUAGCAGAAAUCCAUACACGAUGCCUUUGUCCCCCUCCUCCAGGAUUUUUCAAUCCAGGUGGAACGACUGUUGGUUCUGCUUUCUCAAACUGAUUAUUUUGUUGUCUGUAGCAAUCUGCAUGAUGCAAUCUGCUUGAAAGUGGUGACUAGCUGAACAUUAAUUUAGCAAAUUAAGAAUGACAGCUCUUUUGUACAAAGCUCACUUGCCCUAAUAUGUACAAAAGUGUACAUGGCUCUCAGCCUUCAAUUUGAGGGGUUUUAUAGUUGUUUUGAAAGAUAAAAUAAAAUAAAGCUGAGCUUUAGCAUGGUGUGCACCCCCCCCCCUUCUGAUUAGAGCUGUGAAGACCUCCACUGAUUUCAGGGGAAAUCCAUGCUGGUAAGCUGUGACCUAGGGGAACCUCGCAACAGGCCUAUUUGCGCUCAGAAACCUGGAGGACUGGAGGCCUGAUACAAAGCUGGUUUCUGCCCUAUAGUGCUCAUGACGAUCUGGAGCAAUUCUGUUGAUUUGGUGGGAUUAUCUUGCUUUUCACACUGACUCAACUGGGAGCAGAAUGUUGCUUGUUGACCCUGAAGAUACUUCAUAGCUGAUUGUUUUGCGUGCAGUGACCAAUUUGUUCUGAACUUCCCAAAACCUUGGAAGAAAAUCCAUGAACUUCCAAGUCUUCCCUUAGAAUGGGACAUUUUAACAUUGGCUAGACUGGAGGGCAAAGGCUCACAGUCUUUAAAAUACUGCUGAGAAAUCAAAUGGCUUGAAGAACACUAAUAGCCAAAAAAUCUAAUGAGAUUAGAAAAGUACAUAAGCACAUUCGGCCUUUAUUUAAAAAAAAAAAAAAAAAAAAAAAAAAAGAAAAAAACCUUCAUGGGAUUAUUUAUGAUUUUUUUUUAAUUAACUUGAUUAUUUAUUUAUUUAUUUUAAUUUUCUCAGUCCUUUCUGUCUGUCUUUCUGUUUUUGUUUUCACCCAGCCACUGGUCUAGAUGACUCCAUCUGUUUAGCAAAGUAAUAUUACCAGUGCUCUGCAAAUUCAUUUCUAAUGAAAAGUCUGUUCCCUGAUUAACAGUCAGUGGAUUUUUUGCUUUCAAUAUGGUUUGACUAAGAGCAUACUGAUCAACAGAAUCUGCAUUUUUCUCAGUUGUCAUGUUUCAAGUUUGUACUUUAAUUAGUGGCUUUGCUUAAUCACAGUUUUAGUGGUCUUUGAAGAUGUAGAGGCAGUUGUAGAUUCUUGUUCUGUGCUUAUUAUAUUUAGCUCCUUAAAAAAGAUUGUGCAAACACGCAGCAGAUCUCAGGCAGGGGAAGUGAACCAGUUCAACGUCUCUCCUGAUUUCUUCAAUCUCUGUGAAUCUUCACCAAUUUACUGAGUCCUGUGGUUCCAAAAUGUUCUAAUAUGUCCUAAUGUCCUUUUUCUAAAAGAGGGCCAAAUCAAAAUCAUUUGAUCUCAGCAACUUCACAUUGCAUCUAUUUUUUAAAAAAUGAUGUUUACAAAUGAUUGUGUUUGUACCAAAUAGAAAAUGAGUUUUCAGUGCAAUGAACAUUUUGUAAGAUAAUAAUUCAGGUUUGUUAAAUUUUUGUAGGAUUUCAUUAUAAAAGAUGAAGAUCCCCAAGCUUACUUUUUAAUUAAUUAAUACAAAACCUAAAUAUUUUCAUUUUCUAACAAUACCCCCACAAAUUCAACUAAAAUGUAUUGAUGGAUACAGAAAAAAAAGAGAAGAAUGGAACACUUUUCUGAUCACCUACAGCGCCCAUUCUGUGUGAAUUCAAGUCUCACUCUACAUCAACGUUGCAUUUUAUUCAUAACCCUAUAAUCGACUGAUCCAAGAUUAUGGACAGGUUCAGGCGUUUUCUGGCCUUUGUUUGCAUUUGAAAUCCAAGCUCAUGUUUUCAGAUCUGUAACUUUUGCUCACCUUUGUGCUUUUUGGCUUUAGCCAUAGUCAGAAGCAGGAAAUACUGAAAAUCCUACACAGAAAAGUGUUUUGCUGGGAUUUUUGAGCUCAGUUUUCAAGACUCAGGAUCCAUCACCAGUGAGAUUUUAAAGGGCUCCAGACUCCUUUAUGCAGGGUAUUUUUGGUGACCUUCCAUUGUAUUUAGAAUUAUAAGUAAUAAAUAUUAAUCAUACAGGAUUCUAUAUCUGCGUUGGCAAGGCAGCAUUUCUGAAAAGAAUCUAAGUGACAAGACAGACAUUGCAGAUUUACAAUAACUUUGUUCAUAAAUUUUUUGCAAGAUGUAAAGAAAGACAUAGUGCAGAGGGGGAAGAAGCCAACAAUAUGGAUUUAAUCAUCCACAUUUCAGAAAUGCAGACCAAAUGUCUGUAAAGAUGUCCAUUUCAUCCCAACGUUUCUUAGAUAUUUAUUUCAAAGCUCCCUGUUCACUCAGUCCAACGCUCCAUCCAUAUUGGAACUAAUAUUGAUUUCUCUUCUCUAAAUGGUAAAAUGAGGGUGAUAAAGGGUCUCAUAUACUACUUACUCUUAUUUUCUGUUAUGCUGUUGGACUUGCCAAUAAGCCAUCUUGCUGUACAGGUAAGACUGAGAAAGUAUCUUUUCCAAAAGUAUUUAAAAUAAGGCAUCUGGCAAACAUUUUUUUCCGAUAGAAACAAUCUUUUAACAAUACUGCUUUAUCAGUACGUGGUAUGGCCUAUGCAGCAAAAGGCUGCAAGCGCUCGUCGCGGGUUCACGCAGGCGGGAGAAACGGCAGCGUGUAUCAGAGAGACGUUGGGCACGUUUGUCUCCUUGCGAGAGAGAUUAGCUGAACUGCACGUGGCAUUUUAAUUCGAAUGUAUAUUUAUUUUUAACCCCAGCCGCUUUUCCUCUUCUUUCGUCCCUGCUCGAAGACAGCUUGGGGUUUUUUUAUGUUCAUUUUCAUGGACAGUAGCAGAACAAGGAAGAAAUAGGGCCUUGUGCGUUAGAGACAAAAAACCCUUUCCUGUAGGGUAAGCGCAAAGGCCGCUGCUUGCCGCACUGCUCCCACCACUGUCCCCGCAGGGAAAGGGAGAGGCCAACAGUGAGAAGAUCCGUUCUGCCUUGACGGAGUUUGGCUGAUUUUAGGAUAUUGCUAAAAUUUAGGCAGCAGAAAUGCAGCGUAGCCAAUUCUGUAGUUAUGCAAAGCCCCCAAAGCCCAAGGAAACAUUCACUUUUUAAAAUUAAUUGAUGCUUUAAGAGGCAAAUAACUCGACAGUCUUGUGGCUCCCCUCAUGUAUUCUUUCAGGCAAGGGGAAGUUUGCAUUUGUUUAUUAUUCUUCUAGAUAUGAUUAUUAUUUUUGAACUGCUUUUGAUAUUAAUGAAUAGUUUUCCAGUAAGAUUUUGCUCUUCUGCUGAAUCUUUCAUAUCUUCAUUAAUUUUAAUGUUUGCAAUGACCUAAUGAUUCCGGAGGAGGCAGGAAAGAUGUAAGGCUUAUACUUACUGAGAAGUUGAAGUAGGUAAUGAUUUUUUGGAGAAAAGAGUAUUAAAAGCCUUUAAAAAGAUCUAUACGUAUGUACCUUUUCAUCUGGGCUAUUUUAAUCAAAAAUGAUAGACUGCUUAGUCUAGACUCCAAUUUUCAGGACAGACCUGAGCAAAUCACGAUAUUUAAGGUGGCCUUGCCUGGGGAUUUCUCCAGGAUACGUAGCGAUGUCCCUCUGAGUCACAGAAAUUCUCCUGUUUCCUUGCUCUGGAGGGAUCGUAAGCUGUAAACUGGGUUUAAACAACACAAAGGUCUGAACAGCCUCGUGCAACUCAGACGCUCACCACGUGGCCUCCUGGGGCACCAGCACCACUCCGGAGACCAAGGCAGCCUGUCAUCCUCCUGUCGUGAUGUGUCCAGUCCCAAAUCGUUCGGCCCUUUCGCCAUUUACUGAAGAGAUGCUACAGCUGAAAAUACUCCAGAGGACGCACUUGAAUGCGGUGCGUUUUGCGCCGUGCUCGUCACCUAACCAGCUCUGACGUAGGACGUUGUCCCAGCGCCGCAGGCUGUGCCGCUGCAGCCAGGUGGACAACUCGUCCUCUGCCUGCUGGGCUGGCAGCGCUCUGGUGGGAAACGCAGGCUCCGAGGCUGCUCGGCCGGCGGUGGGCGGCCACGGUGAAAGGUCUCGGCGUCACCCUUCGCGGAGCCCAGCUCGCUAGCCGGAGCGCGUGAGCAGCUCGGCUGGGGCCGUCAUCCAGCACUAAUGAGCAUUUUUUACUUGCAGCAUGUGAAUAGAGACUACUCAUGUGUUUAAUGUUAAACAUGUGCUUGCCUGCUUGGCUGGAUCGGGGCCUAAAAGUCAUGACGGAAAAACCUGCAUUAAUAAAGAGCGUUAUGAUUGCGUUUCCUUUGAAAUCCAACGGCAGAAUUCCCAGCGGGGGAAUUCCCGGUGGGAAUGCCCGGCAGAGCCCAAGGCUACGCAGGCAUGCAGAUGUUUCACGAGUGAAGAUGUCCGUAGGGAAGGGAGAAUACUCAGAGGGGAAAGGAAACAGUGGCGUGUGGGUCUUCCCGCGGGAGCGAGCGGAGCGGGGAGCCCGACGCCGUCCCCGCCGUGAACGGCUGCUCGUUCAGCCUCGUUUAUCACCAGCGACGUUUUGGGCGAAGCUGGGACCCGGCCACGCUGACACAGUGGCUGGUCUAAAGAAAACCAAGAAGGGCGGGGGAUUUCUUGUGUAUAUAUAUAUAUAUAUAUAUAUAUACACACACAUGGAGUAAAAACAAUCCAAAUAUGCUUUAAUGGUUCCCAACAUGAUACUGUCAAUUCUCACCGCAGGGUGGAAUUUGUUGGUAGAAAUUAAAUUAAAUUGAAAUAGAAAAGCUUGGCUGUUGCUAAUGGGUACUACCGGGAGCCCUAAAAGCCAUUCAGAGCACGGAACCAUAGCAGGAGCGAACAUCCUUUAAUUCCCAGAAUCACUUGAGUUUCACAUGGGCCAUUUCAGCCUAUUCUGGUGCACUGCCCUUUCCCUGUCUCUCUAGGUCUAUAAACUCCGAAGAAUUUGGGAAAUGGCUAAAGGCAGCAAAUUAAUCUUUUUCUUCUUUGCUUCCCUUCAUUAAGUUAACUGCUCUAGUUUGGAAAUAAGUGAUAAAUAAAUAGCAUUUACAAACAGCGGAUUUCUCUGCUUUUUCAUUAAGGAAGUUUUUAAAAGCUGUCAGGAAAUAUGAGGUUAUCCCCAGCUUUGGGAAUAAACUGUGGUAGAAAAUAUGAUGUAGGAGGCGUGAUUCUGACUAAAUCAUUUAAGCAGGAAGAUUACAGUUUAUUUUAAGGAGCAUGUCUAGGACUGAAUGGACAGAAUGAUCCAGAUAUUGCACUAAGGUCUUAAGCUUCGACGAAUCUCAGCUUUUUAGGGAUAAUUGACUGUACAAUGCUUUGCCUACAUCGAUUGGCAGCUGUUGGGAAAUUAUUCCGGGAAUUACCCCUUGCCUUUUCAGCUGGUAGAAAUAUUGAUUAUUAUUAGAAGCGAGAGCAGCAACUGGAUCUCUUUGUUUCACCUUUCUAGUGGAUAGAAAACAUAGAUAUAGCCACUUAAUUUAACUGCAUCGUUUAUUUCAAUAGCAAAGCGUGUUGGGAUGGCAGGUGGCGUAAAGAGAAAAAUCCUGCUCUCGGAGUGACCCCGGUAGCAGCUGAGGCUUCGCUUUUGGUCCCAGCAGAAUAACCAAGAGCCGCACGGCUUCGUGGUGCGGGAGCAGGACCUGAAUUCAGGGGUCUGGCUAGCUUAGCAGUCUCUUUGCAGCAAAAAGGGUGACGUACCGUUUGGCGACCCGAAAGGGACCCAGUGGGGUUCGGAAGGCGGACGCGGGUGUCCCUGGGGGACCUCUUUUUCCCUUUUUUUUUUUUUUUUUCCCCCAAAUGAACCAAGGCUCCUGCCUCGUAUUCUCUAGAAAUUCAUGAACUAGCGAGCGGCGGAUUUAUUUUUCUAGUUUGUCUGUGUUCAGUUCUAAAGCCUGCAAAUCAAAAACCAAGUUGUGCAGGGAGAUCUGGGGGGUGAACAGCAAACCCAGUCCCGGCUCAUUGAGGGCACAAUCCUGUUAGGGGUCUGUGCAGAAGGAGAGCGCGGGAAGCCGCUGCGGGAGGCACAUGCUACCCGUGAGCAACGGCAUCAGGAGCCAGGCUGGAGGUCCUCAGGGUUGUAUGGGCAAAUUUUCCGUCUUCUGUGUGAAAUAAUCCUCUUUGGAGACUUGAGCAGCCCUCAGCUGACCCACAGUUGCUUAAAAAUUGCAGCGACGUUCAGAACCGAAACGCGGAACGUGCACGAUGAUGUGACGAUCAGGCACGGCACCUCUUUGGGGCAUUGCACAGGCACAAAAUAAUCCAUUUGAGAGGACACUCAAAUUUUUGAGGGACCUGUCUGGACCCAGGUUCAAGGGUUGGACCUUCUCCACUAAAAGGGCCCGAAUCUCAGAAAUACCUGGUGUCUCCUGGGAGGGUAACCACCUGAUCUACUGGGAGAAAAGCAAGAUUUGUAACUCUUAAAGAGAGUGCAGGAAUUAACCUCAGACUUGGGCCUGGUAAGCUUCAGAAGUUUGUUUAUAAAUGACUAUUUUAUAGUGGUUGACAAUGAAAAGUAACUAUGCAUCUGAGGGUCUCCAUCAGGUGAAAAAGAAAAACAGGAUAAAUCCCUUCGCAUACUCAUGCUUUUCAGGGAAGGCACACGCUCUGUUAAUGGGUAAUUUUAGACUGGACUGUAACCUUUUGGAGUAAGAGCUGCAUAUUUCUUCUCUGCUUGUACAGCUCCUAACACAUGGGACCCUGAUUAGAGCCUUUGUGUGCUGCUCUAACAUGCAUAGUAAAUAAUAAUAGGAAUAUUGUAAUUAAAAUGUCAUUGCAGUUUGCCUUGAAUAUUAUGAUUGUGUGGCUGUACUUUAUCAACUGUGAAUAAAAAUCAAUAUCCUUUUUGUAUACUAGGUAGUAUAUUUUAUUAUUGAAAAAAAACAGCUGAAUUUCACUUUUAAAAGAAAAAGUAUCUGCUCGUUAUUUCUUUUUAAGCCUUUGGAUUAAAAGUGAGCAUUUCUUUUGUAUCCUUCAUAUGAAGAUUGGUUGAAUGAAGAAAUCCACCUUCCUUGACUGGAACUGUUUAUAAUCUUAUAUACCAAGAAUGAUUAACACCUGAUAACUGAAUAAAAAAGUGGUGUAUUUUCUCA
Rhea pennata is the source of this 9544-nucleotide messenger RNA. It is a transcript of the gene CLIC5, whose product is annotated as chloride intracellular channel 5. The record is from RefSeq and is a predicted model, not a curated record. Bases 30 to 1370 code for a protein of 446 amino acids. The transcript has 6 exons. Lineage: Eukaryota; Metazoa; Chordata; Aves; Rheiformes; Rheidae.